This is a messenger RNA of Lethenteron reissneri (Far Eastern brook lamprey), 4616 nucleotides long. RefSeq names its product SHC-transforming protein 1-like. Gene Ontology annotation, cellular component: plasma membrane. Lineage: Eukaryota; Metazoa; Chordata; Hyperoartia; Petromyzontiformes; Petromyzontidae. The record is from RefSeq and is a predicted model, not a curated record. Gene Ontology annotation, biological process: intracellular signal transduction; cell surface receptor protein tyrosine kinase signaling pathway. Gene Ontology annotation, molecular function: receptor tyrosine kinase binding.
GGGGACACAAAGAGCGCCUCCUCGUGUGCACGUGGGUGACCCACUGAGGCUGCCCGCACUGCGCGUGCCGAUCUCGCCGCCUGACGCCGACGUCUCGCGACUCGUCGUCGUCGUCGUCCGCUCUCUUCUGGCCGUAGCGAGGCUCGCGUGGUCGCCCCGUGGCUCAUUACCGGAGGGGAAACAGCGGCAGCAGCAGCAGCAUCUCGGGUGUCCCUGACAGAUGCCUCCCUUCUGACCUCCCCCUUCCUCCUCCCUCCUCCUCCUCCUGCUCCUCCCCGUCGUUAUUUUGUUUGAAACCAUUCGCACAUCUGCCGCGCACUCCUGGGCGGUGUGGCCUUGCGGCUCCCGCGCCGACCCAUUGCGGCAGCAGCAGCAGCGCGGCCACAGCUCCCCGCCCCGCGGCUCUCGGUCUUGAGGACGCCGCCGUGCGAGGCGUGAGCCCUGACCCCACCUCCCCCCCUCGGGGGCGAGCCCCGCGGCGGGAGCGGAGCGAGAGAUCGGAGCGAGAGAUCGGAGCGGAGGUCCCCGUCGGGCGAGGGGCGGCCACACCCUCGCUCCCUCGGAGCGGGGAGGAGGAGAAUCCCCGCGUCCGCCGACAUCGCAGCCGCUGCUGGACUCAGGGACCUGCGCGGAUUCCAGGGCGCGCUCGGCAGCCCGGCGGGCUGGGCACACCGGCAGGGGACGGGACCGAGCGUGAGUUUGGACGGCGGGAGAGGUGGACGCUUUUGCCGGGUUGGAGCGGUGGGAUCGGGAUUUUUUCUGUUCGGUGGGUCGGCACCUCUCGGUCGGGCGGUGAGCGAGACGCGGUGAGGAUCGGGGUCCGGUUUCGUCGUCGUGCCCGAUGCGGAUCGCCACCUCUCCGCCCGUCUGAGCGCUGGGGUGCAGAGAGGUCCCGCGGAGGGCGGUGAACGCGAUCGAUCUACGCGCGGAUAAAAGAAAAUUAUCUGAAGCCAAGAGAUGUUGAAGAAGGGCCGGCCUCUGAAUUGAUGUUGCAUGUUCAGCCGCGAGUUCAAACUGGCGUUCAAGUGUAAAGGGGCCUGCUUGUGCACCCGUGGGCCGUGUUUGUGCCGAUUUGAGAUCCAUAUAACGACCCUGACGAUCUCGGAGACCUGCGAGCGGCUUAGUGACCAAUUAAAGAGACGAGCAAGACCACCGGGAGCCUCUCUGGGCAGGGCAAGAGGCCACCUGGGUUUAAAUAAUCAUCCGGCACGGCGAUCGUGACGUCUCGGCUGCCCGUACGCUCUUGGGAACUCGUCCUUGUGGCUUGUGGAGAAGGAACUCCGUCGUCGCAGUCACCGCCGCUCACGCUGCGCCCUUCAAGGUGGCAACGCGCGCGUGACGGCCGCGGUCGGACGGCUUCACGGUCCCGCACGCUUGGCCGUCCGUGCCGAGUGCUCUCUGACGAAGGCGGCCGUGGGAAAAUAUUAAGAUUUUCAAAUUUUCUGAAAUUUCCGGCCAUCGGUUUUACGGGACCGAGUGCGACGACGUCCGUCACGCGUCGCGCGGGAAAAAAUAUCGACGAGCCGAGCGGGAAGAUUCUUCGACUCCAACGAAAAGCAUCUCGUGGCCGUCCUGCGUCUCGCUGAGAUAAACACCGCGGGUUUCUGGGCACUCCGGCCCCGCGAUGCGCUCGUCCAGCUUCCCACGCGGCGCGAGCGGAGGCCGCGUCGUUUAGGCCACGUGCGGACCCCGCAAUCGUCGCCGCGAGCGCAAAGCCCCCGCCCGGGCGACGGUCAUUGCCACCGCUCCGGCUCCAAAUGCUCCACCGGCCCAAGUACAGCCGCUUCCGUAACGACUCCGUGACCUCGGCGGACGAGCGGACGAGCGGCGGUUCCGCCCGCGACGGCCCCGCGCCGCUCGCCGCUUGCCCAGAGAUGGACGGCGGCGGCGGCGCCUCCGCCGGCCCCGGUCCAGGACCGUUACCCGGACACGGCGCCGCCCCCACGAUCGUGGCCGCUCCGGCCUCCUUCCCGGAUCGCUCGCCUCCGCCCAUCGCGGUCCACGCCGGCGGCACCGACAAAGGUUUCGACGCCGCCAACGACGACGAAGAAGAAGACUCGGAAAGCUUCAAGGACAACGGCGACUACCUGACGCAGUGCAGCGACACGGACGAGGACGGCGAGGAGGCCGCCGGCGCCGGUGGCGGUGGCGCCGCGGGCCAACUCUGCGGCCUCCUGCCGCGCGUCAAGCUCCCCGGUUCGGCCGUGCUCUCCGAGGCGGCGGCGGGCGGCCGUGGCGGCGCGCCGGCGGGGGCCUCGCCGGGUGGGGGAGGGGAGGUGGGGGCGAGCGCGGGCCCCAGGGGGAACGAUGACGGAGCGACGCGACCCACGGACGCGGAUCCUCCGCCGUCAGACAUGGACCUCCGUGCCGCGCUGGCCUCCAGGGAGACGGAGGCCGCCGCGGUCGCCGCCACGACCACGGCGCUGGGCGGGCGGCCCGGGCCCUACGGGGCCGACCCGGGGCCCGCCGCGGGGACGGCGGCGAGCAAGGCCGCGGCCGGGUGGCCUCACCCCGUGGAGCGGAUCACCGGAGCCGGAGUGUCCUACCUCGUCAAGUAUCUGGGCUGCAUGGAGGUGCUGCAGUCCAUGCGGGCGUUGCCGUUCAGCACUCGCACUCAGCUGACCCGGGAGGUGAUCGCGCGUGUGAGCGACGUGUGUCCCUCUACCAAACCCGGCCUCAAGAAGCGCAAGCCUGUGGACAAGGCCGUGGAGGAGGCCCUGGGGCCCACCAACCAGAGCUUCUCAGGCCGCAGCAUCACCCUCACCAUCAGCCUGGGCAACGUGAGCCUCACCACCGUGGACGGAAAGCAGAUCAUCGCCACCCAUCACAUGCAGUCCAUCUCGUUCGCGUCGGGAGGCGACAUGGACAUGGCCGACUACGUGGCGUACGUGGCCAAGGACCCGGUCAACCAGAGAGCGUGCCACGUGCUGGAGUGCGGGGAGGGCAUCGCCCAGCAGGUGAUCGGCACCAUCGGCCAGGCGUUCGAGCUGCGCUUCCGGCAGUUCCUGCAGAGCCCCGGCCCCAUGCGCACCGGUCACGACAGGGGCUCGGAGGACGAGCGGGACCCUCGCUGCAACUACUACAACAGCGUGCUGGGCAAGGAGCCUCCGGCAGGGGGCCUGCUCGACACUCGCCUGCAGCUGAGUGUGGUGCACACGGAGGGGCUUCCCUUGCUCGAGAUUCCGGUCAGCUGCAGCCCGGGCAGGAGGAAAGGCGUGGGCCUCGUGUCGUGGGACCGCCCGACCAUCCCCGAGCCCCCGGCGGCCGAGCCUGGAGGCCGCUGCUACGUGAACACGAGGCUCGGCGGUGGGGCCGCGGCAGGGGACGCCGCCCAGCGGCGCCCGUUCGCCGCCACCGCCGCGUCCCCCCGCGACGCCUUCGACAUGCGGCCGUUCCACGACGCGCUGGCGCCACCGCAGGGGGUCCCGGCGAGCGGCGGCGGCGUGGACGCCGCCCUGCGCGCUGAGACUUGGUACCACGGCCCCAUCGCCCGCAAGGACGCCGAGACGCUGGUGCGACGCGACGGGGAGUUCCUGGUGCGCGCCAGCACCAGCAGCCGCGGACAGUUCGUGCUCACGGGGUCGCAGGGAGGCCUGGCGCGGCACGUGCUGCUCGUGGACCCGACGGGCGUGGUCCGCACUAAAGAUCACCGCUUCGACAGCGUGAGCCACCUGAUCCGCUACCACCGUGACUUCCGACUGCCCAUCAUCUCGGCCGGCAGUGAGCUGUGCCUCGUGUGGCCCGUGGAGAGAAGGCAGCCGCUGCCAUAGCGCCCGCCCGCCACCAGCCAGCCUGCCAGCCAGACCAGCCACCCUCUCGCCAGCCCAUCCCCCUGCAAGCCCACCUGCCCGCCCGCCUGCCCACACACAUUAUCGCGACCUUGCCUGUCUGGCCAAACACACGAGCACACCACACACACACGCGUGCGCGCGCACAUGCACCGGCAAGUAUGGCCGUGCACAUUUCGAAGGGCCUCACAACGUGGCCUGUUUUUGUCGUUCACCGAUGAAUAAGGGAGGGGUGGGGGGGGGCACUGAGUGGCAUCCCGUCUCAGGAUCCUCUGGGCAGCCCCGCUGGCAAGGGAGGUGUGCGUCAGGGGCAAGCUGAUGAUGGCAGUCACGACACGGCCACGCUGCAGCAUGCACAGUUGGGGGCAGUCGCCGCUAGCGAGCGCCUAUUAACGUCUGCACGGCACGCGCGAGGUGACGGCGUGGCCGAGGUCGUACCACACGCCCCCCCCCCCUUCGUCUUCCCAAUUGCGAUGUUUACACGCCACCAACAGGGGCGCCCUUUUUAAGGUCGAAUCGACCUGGGGGAGGUCGACCAGCGAUUCCGAUAUCGAUCACCGCCGACGAACUCGGACUACCAAUAUCAGGGAUAUCGCCCUGCUGUCGCUUAAAGGCCCCGCCUCUACCUUACAGGCCCCGCCUCUACCUUACAGGCCCCGCCUCUACCUUAUAGGCCCCGCCUCUACCUUACAGGCCCCGCCUCUACCUUAAAGGCCCCGCCUCUAUUUUAUAGGCCCCGCCUCUACCUUACAGGCCCCACCUCUACCUUACAGGCCCCGCCUGUAUUUUAUAGGCCCCGCCUCUACCUUACAGGCCCCGCCUCUACCU